Molecule: messenger RNA, 2329 nt
Organism: Ananas comosus (pineapple)
Lineage: Eukaryota; Viridiplantae; Streptophyta; Magnoliopsida; Poales; Bromeliaceae
Product: ferric reduction oxidase 2
Exons: 8
Coding region: 22-2178 (718 amino acids)
Cellular component (GO): plasma membrane
Molecular function (GO): oxidoreductase activity
Source: RefSeq, a predicted model, not a curated record
GAUUGUAUUGGGAGAGAAGAGAUGAACAUGGCUUCUUCAUCUUCGUCUCCGUCACCGAUGUCGUCGCCGUCGUCGCUUGAUGAUAGAAAUUUAAGGAUCCUUAAGUGGGUGAAGCUGCUACUGAGCGUAGUGUUUGUGGGAUGGAUAAUGAUUUGGAUCAUGGCGCCCACAAACACAUAUAGAAACAUCUGGUCUCCCAAGCUUGCCUCGGACACCGACUCUACAUACUUCGGAAAACAAGGGACGAAUAUCUUGAUCUGCACAUUCCCCAUUCUCUUCAUUUUCGUUCUCGGGUGCAUUUAUUUGCACAUGGAGAAGGGAAGUGAGAACACAGAGAAGAGGAGUGGAUUGAAUACACGCCUCGUGGCUUGGAAGAGGCCGGUGUUAGUGAAAGGGCCGCUCGGAAUAGUCUCUGGCAUUGAAUUAGCUUUCAUUGUCAUGUUUCUGGCACUUCUGAUUUGGUGCUUCGCCACUUACUUAAAAGGCAGCUUCGCGCGCCUUCGCCCUACUGCUCAAGAGAAACUGUGGCAAGAAAAGUUGGACAGUGCGGCUCUUCGACUCGGUUUAAUUGGAAACUUGUGCUGUGCGUUCCUCUUCUUCCCUGUUAGCAGAGGCUCCUCAAUUUUGCCUCUCAUUGGGCUCACCUCAGAAUCAAGCAUCAAAUAUCACAUAUGGCUCGGGCACACCGUCAUGGUUCUCUUCACCGCUCACGGCAUCUGCUAUGUCAUAUAUUGGGCCGCUACCCACCAAAUAGAUGAAAUGCUGAAAUGGGAUAAAACUGGCGUGUCGAAUGUGGCCGGAGAGAUAGCUCUUCUAUCAGGUUUGGCCUUGUGGACGACUACAAUUCCGCGCAUCCGGCGCAAGAUGUUCGAGGUCUUCUUCUACACGCACCACCUCUACAUCCUUUUCCUCUUCUUCUACCUCAUGCACGUCGGCAUCAGCUUCUUCUGCAUGAUUCUUCCCGGCGUUUACCUCUUCAUGGUCGACCGCUACUUGAGGUUCUUGCAGUCGCGAACCAAAAUCCGCCUGCUCUCCGCUCGGCUUUUGCCGUCCGAAGCUGUCGAGCUUAACUUCUCCAAAACCCCAGGAUUUCGAUACAAGCCGUUGAGCACGGUGUUCAUCAACAUCCCAAGUGUUUCAUCACUCCAAUGGCACCCGUACACUGUGAGCUCCAGCAGCAGCUUAGAACCCGAGAGGCUCAGUGUUAUCAUCAAGAAAGAAGGAAGCUGGACGCAGAAGCUAUACAACAUUCUCUCUUCCUCUCUUCCCGACGGCCACCUAGAUGUCUCGGUAGAAGGGCCCUACAGUCCUACUAGCAUGGAAUUCUUAAGGUACGAGUCACUAGUGAUGGUGAGCGGAGGCAGUGGAAUCACGCCUUUUAUCUCAAUCAUUCGAGAGUUCAUAUCCCGCAGCAAUGCCCUCAACAUCCCCACUCCAAACAUUCUCCUUAUUUGCGCCUUCAAGACCUCCGCCGACCUGACGAUGCUCGACCUCCUCCUCCCCAUAUCCGGCAACUCCUCUGACCUCUCCCGCUUGCAGCUGCGCAUUGAGGCCUUUGUCACCAGAGAAAAAGCUCCAGUCGGCAACACCGAAAAUCUAAUUCGAACUGUUUGGUUCAAACCUCGUCCGUCUGACUCGCCCAUUGCUCCUGUGCUCGGCCAAAACAGUUGGCUUUGUUUGGCAGCUAUAGUGUCGUCCUCUUUCGUUGCGUAUCUUGUGCUUAUCGGCAUCCUUCAGCGGUAUUAUAUAUACCCGAUUGACCAUAACACGAACAGCGUAUAUUCCUAUGCCUCGAGGUCUGUUUUGAACUUGUUGUUCCUCUGCUUCUGCAUAGCUGCUGCAGCGAGUGCAGCAUUUGUGUGGAAUAAGAGAGGGAACUCAAAGGAAGCGCGGCAGAUUCAAAAUAUGGAUGCACCGACCCCGAUGGUUUCGCCUAGUUCAUGGUUUUAUAAUGCGGAUCGAGAGCUAGAAAGUGCCCCAAAGGACUCCCUGGUUAAAACAACCAAUGUGCAUUUUGGCCAAAGGCCCGAACUCAAGAGGAUGCUUUUGGAGAUUGAGGACCCAAAUGUUGGAGUGAUGUCUAGUGGCCCCAGUGGGAUGCGCCACGAAGUUGCGAGUAUAUGCUCAUCCGGUUUAGCGGAUAACCUCCACUUUGAAUCCAUUAGCUUUACCUGGUGAAUUGCGCGAAGUUGUGCAAAUUUGUUUACGUGUGUGUGCUCGCAUGUGUUUGAUCGAUGUUUGAGAUAACUGGUACUGUUUUCUGCGUGUAAUAAAGAAAUGUAAAACUGGAUUGUAUAUAAUAAAAAGUUUGCGAAUGGUAAAUCCUGAA